This is a messenger RNA of Stegodyphus dumicola, 1621 nucleotides long. RefSeq names its product dynein axonemal intermediate chain 7-like. NCBI's taxonomy places the organism in Eukaryota, Metazoa, Arthropoda, Arachnida, Araneae, Eresidae. Gene Ontology annotation, cellular component: axoneme. The record is from RefSeq and is a predicted model, not a curated record. Gene Ontology annotation, molecular function: microtubule binding; beta-tubulin binding.
AAGCUAUAUUUGAACGAGAAAAAUUUAAAUAUGGAAUAUGGUAUAAAAGAUGUAGAAUCUGAAGACUACCAAGUGGCUUUAUGUCUUUGGGCGAACAUUCAUAGGGCCUUGCGAAGGCAAGGCAUGGCCAUGAUGGGAUUUAUUUUCACCCUUCCUCCAGCCAUGGUAGCUGAAGACUGUGCAAUACGGAUCUUAUAUUCUCGUAUUCACCAUGGGCGUCCAGAAGAAAUAUGUUACCCAAUGUCAGCGGAUGAUAUGUCAGAAAUUGAUAUGAAGAGUGAGCUAACACCUUCACUUGGAGAUGUCCAAGAUCCUCCUGAGGAAACUGUCACUGAAAUUUCAAGAGAACGUCAAGAAUCUGAAGAAACUCUGGAAGAACUAUCACCACAAAGCGAAAUCUUAACUGGAAAAGAUGAACAUGGGAACAUGGAUCCACCAGAAGAAUCCGAAAUUAAAAUCCUUGAGGCAGAUGAAUAUUUUCUUGUUGGAGGCACAUACCAUUUUGAGAUAUUUGCAGUUCCAAAGUUAACCACUUGGAGGAGCGGACUUACAUAUAUUCACAGGGAAAAGCCAAAACUGAGGAGAAUUCAUUUCAAGAUGAAAUUUUCCCCGUCUGAGGAAACUCCUAGCCGUACUCAGCUCACGGAUCGAUUUGAGGAUGAAAUACAGCGCCAAGAAAUACCCGCCAUCAUUCAAUUGCAGCUUCAAUUACCUAAAUACGUUACAUUCUUAGAAGAACCUAUUCCAGCCUAUUUCUAUUCUGACUUGAAUGCUUUCUCUGCAAGCAAUAUUUACGAGCCAGUUUACAAUAAAGAUAAUCACCAAAUUUCCUUCAGAACGAAUAAGUUUGGAAUGUUUGCGAUGCUUCAGAAGAGAUAUUCCAACUUUCCAUAUAAGAAAUGGCAAAUAAUAGGAGGCGACACUGUUAUUUUAUCUCUCAGCGGAAACUUCAUCAAAAUCAGGAUCGAAAUUUCUUCUUCUGGUUGCCGUAUUGAAUCCAUAAACCCAGAUGAAGAUAAUAUUGCACACUAUAUUGGCGCUGAAUGGGCACCUCCUGAACAGCUCAUACAAAAAUUAUUAUCUGUAGGCAUAAAUAUUUCGGCCGAGAAGAAAAUAUCUGAAGUUUUAGGAUUUCUUCCCAAGAUAUCAAAACUGGAAAACGAGAUCUAUAUCACGAUGUCAUUAUUGUGCAAAAAAUGUGACUUCUUCUGGUGCAAGUGGAACCGUCAGCUUCCACGUAACCAAGUGGUUUUAAAAUUCCUUUUUAAAGAUGAAGUGAAGGAAAUGCCAUGUUCGAUUGCAUGGAUCAAGGAGGACAGAGUUGUUAAAGUAAACUGUCCGGACGAUAUGAGCACCUUCGAACCAGAUAUACUAGAAUCCCAGUCGUUUUGUAGUAAUUUAUAUCAUCUGAUUCUUCAAGAUUCAUCAGAAUUACAGAAGCAGGAGCCAUUUCACGUCGAUUGUGGUUUGAUAGAGAAUGUUCGCUCUCUGCUGUUACGUUGUAGACCUUUAAGCUGCUCGCAGUAAUGACUCACCCAACGUUUGGAAUACGUAAUUUAUAUUUUAACUGGAAAAUCUUUGUUUGCAAUUCACUGUUUGUUAGAAAUGUAGGAAAAUUAAA